UGCAGUGAAGACAAGAUGAGCUCACAGCACCAGACUGUCUUUUGUGGACCUGCACAAUGAUCCCCGAGCCAGACUGGAUUAGGAAACCUCUCGACUAGUAGGGGUUCAGAGAGGCCUCCGGUUCCCAGGCACCUUAGGGGAGAGAGCGCUGAAACGAUGCAUCAGAUUUACAGCUGCAGUGACGAAAAUAUAGAAGUUUUCACCACUGUGAUUCCUUCCAAGGUGUCCAGUCCUCCCAGAAGAAGAGUCAAAAGCUCUCAACACCUCUUGACCAAGAAUGUGGUGAUUGAGUCAGACCUGUACCCUUCCCGGCCCCUGGAGCUGCUACCACGUCGCAGUGACCGCUGCGAAACUGAGGGCCACAGGUUGGGCUGGCUCCAGAGUUCUCGGCAGCAGGGACCCCACCCCACCAAGACCCCAGCCAGGACCCCUGCCAAGACGCCUUCCAGAACGGUGGGGAUUGCUGAACCCAAACCAUCAAGUCUGUGUGGGACUCGAGCCUAUGGGAAGUCUUUGAUUCCCCCAGUGGCCCGGAUCUCAGUGAAAGCCCCCGCGGCUGUCCUGGAGGUGGCAGCCCCCGGCUCAGAGAACAGAGCUGUUCCAACAAGAGGAUCCAGACACCUCAAGAAGAUGACGGAAGAGUAUCCAACCCUUCCCCAGGGAGCAGAAGCCUCCCUACCACUGACAGGAAGUGCGUCCUGCAGCAUCCCCAGCAUCCUCCGGAAAAUGUGGAUGAGGCAUAAGAAGAAGUCCGACUACGUGGGAGCUACCAACAGCGCCUUUGAGGCCGACUAAAGAGGGCCUUCCCCAAGUGCCCUGAGUUGGUGAUAGUUCACUGCUCAGAGGGAGAAAGCUGGUUGAAAUGGGGCCACACUUACUUCUGCAAGUAGCUGGUACAAACACAUCGCCCUCCCUUACUUCCCGAUCACCCGACUUAGAACGCAUGCAAGGAUCUUCCCUCGAAGGCAAAAGAAGACUGUUCCUUCUUAGAAUCGCUAAAGGCCCUGGUCUGAAAGUGACUUUGGGAAGCCAUAAGUUUACAUCCUUAUUUUUAAGCAAAACCACACCAAAAUAAAAUUGUCCCAACUCAUUUUAAAGACCUCCAAGGAAGGAAGAGGGUGAUUUUUUCCAUCUUCCUUGUGAAUCAUUCUAAUGUGUGUGAUUUCUGGUAUAAUUGUAAGAGCUUGGUAUUUGAUGCCCUUGUAAAACACAAUGGUUCCUACUCUUUCUGUUGUCACAUUUAUUUAAUCUUGACAAGGUAGGAUUUUUAAU
Molossus molossus (Pallas's mastiff bat) is the source of this 1272-nucleotide messenger RNA. RefSeq names its product vexin (gene VXN). The transcript is spliced from 6 exons. The coding region runs from base 157 to 795 and encodes 212 amino acids. The record is from RefSeq and is a predicted model, not a curated record. Gene Ontology annotation, biological process: neurogenesis; neuron differentiation. NCBI's taxonomy places the organism in Eukaryota, Metazoa, Chordata, Mammalia, Chiroptera, Molossidae.